This is a messenger RNA of Brassica oleracea var. oleracea, 1296 nucleotides long. Its product is annotated as RHOMBOID-like protein 13. The record is from RefSeq and is a predicted model, not a curated record. Gene Ontology annotation, cellular component: membrane. NCBI's taxonomy places the organism in Eukaryota, Viridiplantae, Streptophyta, Magnoliopsida, Brassicales, Brassicaceae. The transcript has a single exon. Gene Ontology annotation, molecular function: serine-type endopeptidase activity. The coding region runs from base 208 to 1017 and encodes 269 amino acids.
CUUUCCUUCUGAGAAAAUCAGGAACUCGUUAGCGCGAACUCGAAGAAUCGAAUCGAAUCGAAUCGACAAAAGAAGAGAUCUUUCGUUAUCCUUCUGGAGAAUACUCGCAGAUUCUCACUUGGGUCGGCACGUUUAGCUGAAAAGGUCCCACCUUUCGUCUCAAUCCGUUUUUUUUGUCCUCUCUCAGACCUUGCAGUGUCGGUUACAAUGGGAAGACCCUUACUUUACGACAUCAUCGAGAAGCCCGCAACGAGCUGCAUCGUAACCCUAUGCAGCUUAAUCUGGUUCCUGAUCCAGAAGAAGAGUAUUGGUUACUCGCAAGUUGGGUUAAGCUACGAGACUGCGAUCCAAGGGCAUUACUGGAGGAUCAUCACCUCUGCUUUCUCCCACAUCAGCGUCUUGCAUCUCGUCUUCAACAUGAGUGCUCUCUGGAGCCUCGGCGUUGUUGAGCAGUUAAAGCAUUUAGGUCUCGGAACUGCUUACUAUCUUCAUUACACUCUUGUCCUUGUAGUCUUCUCCGGUGCUUUGGUGAUUGGGAUGUACCAUUUGCUGAUUGGUAGGUUCAAGAUUGAGUAUUUCAGGAGGGUUACAGCUGUGGGGUACUCUUGCGUUGUGUUUGGUUGGAUGACGAUUUUGUCUGUGAAGCAGCCUUCUUCGAAGCUUGAUCUUUUUGGGGUCUUGUCUCUUCCCAUUAGCUUUGCGCCCUUUGAGUCGCUUAUUUUCACUUCUAUUAUUGUUCCGCAAGCUAGCUUUCUGGGACAUUUGUCGGGGAUUCUUGUUGGUUACGCUGUUUCGUGGGGUUUGAUUGGUGGGAUGAACAGCUACUGGGCUGUUACCAUGCUUGGUUGGAUCGUUGUGGUGUUUGUUUUCAGUUUGAAGAAGUCUGGUGCUUAUGAUUUCAGUUUUCUUGAGAUCGAGUCGGUUAGUGAUGCUUCUUUGCCUUCGCUGCGGUUUGUUGGAAACGGACGGACCUUGCAAGCUAGUGCAGUUCCUCUUAGUGGAGUGGAAGUUCUCUGAGCUAGAGGAAGACGGACUGAGAGUUGGUAACCAAGUUAAAAGAUCCUUUAAGGCUUUACGUGAGCUGCUUCCUGUGUUAAUCAAGUUUAGUGUUGUUUUAGGCAUCAUUACAGAUGAAUAGGACAGUCUUAUGUUUGAUGUAUAGUUGCACAAAAAGGGUACCCUGUCUUACCUUAAGAUUACAUCCACUACUAGACCUUUCACAUUUAUUUUAAUUAUGAAAGCAUUGCUACAAAACAUUCUUGUUGUUUCUUUGAUAUAUUGUAUAUGUUUUUAUCA